AUGCCGUACCGCGAAGGGCAUCACGCUCUGUACCAACUGAGCGACUCGGUGAGCGGCGCGAACUGGCGUCCGACGCGGUUCGAGGACGAGUUCGCGUUGAGUCUUUACGCCUGCCACGUGUGCCACGUCAUUCCGAGCAGCACGGUACUGCUGCCCUGUUCGCACUCCCUGUGCGAGAACUGUGUGAUGGAGUGUGGCGUCCAAGAUGACGGAAACGUCUGUCCCCUGGACACCAAGCCAUUCUGCCAAGAGGACUGCCAGAAGAUCAAGCUUCCUGACAAGAAGAAGAAAAAUCUGACGGCUCAUUGCUGGAAUGAAGCCAACGGCUGCCAGUUUACGGGAACCAUCGAAGCUGUGCUGCAGCACUUCGAUGGAGAAUGCGCCUUCCACGCUCUCCAGUGUCCACGCUGUGAACGAAGACUACUGCGAACAGACAUCGCAGCACACUAUGUCGCCAGUUGCCACCGGGAUGCUUCUCACGGAAGUGCAGUUCUGCCGAACCAGCGAGAUAGUUCAUCUAUCAGUUACGAGAAAUCAGUAUCGGAAAAGUUGUCUGCUCUUCAGAGGCAAGUAUAUGGACUCUCCAGAACGUCAGAGUCGGCGCGUUUGAAUGACAUCUGCCGCACGGUCAGGGCAUUUGAAAGUAGUUGCUUGCGUGCAAUGAAAGACGUCGAGUUGAACAUUGCCUCGAUGUUGACUCAGCAAUUGAACGCUGGCCUGGAAGAAGUGAAGAUACUUGUCAGAGACCCCUUAAGUGAUCAGCUUUCGUAGCUUCAGGGCCAAGUGAACGAAAUAUUUGAACAUUCCAGGCUGCACGACGCCUCCGCAGUGCAGGAAGUGGUACGCGAAAUUAGAGACUCGCAAAGUGAGUUGAAGCGAGAUGUACAGGCAACGUCUCAGCUAAUGGGGAGCAUGCUUAGCGACAGCGAAGGUAAAAUCAAAGAAAGCCUUACAGCCCUAUUGCAGGAACUUGUACACGCGCUAAAGGCAUGUGAAUUCGAGAUGAAAGAACGAGUAAGUAAGGUUGAGGCUAAUCUCUGCAGCAAGAUCACGGAACAACAGCAGUCGCUGAAAGGAGCGCUCGAUUCACACAAUAAUAUAUCCACCGAAACAGAGACUCCAGUUGGCACUGCUGCUUUGGGAAGAGGGGAAGUACCGCUGAACUUGCAAGAGGGGUUAAUCCCGUUGAAGCUGGAAUUGUUCGCUCACGAAACACUGAAGACGGUGGAAUUUUUGCGGCAGCAUGUUUAUAGGCGAGAGAAACAACUGUGGGUUUCGAUUCAUGCCGCCGACUGGGACACUUACGACGUCAUGCGGCACAACGUCUCUCAAUAUCCAUGCUUCGGCGUGACCCUGAACAACGCUGAAAAGAUAUUUUGUGCGGAAAAUGAACUCUCCAUUGUAGCAAAUUUCGUGCACCGCAGGGAGAUGCACAUUCAAAUUACCUUUUAUUCUUCUCAUCCCCUCGAGCCUUGGUUAUUCAUUUAUGUAGAUUGCGUUAAGGCUUUCAGAAAUUCCUGCUUCCCUUUCACUAAGAUCACUGUAGAGGCUGAUGGGCGCCUUUUUCAUGAAUACGGUGGGCAAACAAAUUGUGCUACAUGCUCCGGAAAGAAUAUUCCCCAUCUUAUUGCCAAAUUCAAAGUAGAAAAAGAACAACUCGCUAAAGACGGCGUCAUCGAAGACGGAGAACUUGAGUUGCUAAUCAAAUUUCAAUAAGUGCACAGCUACAGUCCACACGCAGCGCACGAUUAUUCUUUAUUACACAUAUGCCUAUAUGUGAAAUAUUGUGAAGGCAGUGGUAGCGUCUUUAUAUUUUGUCUGUUGCUGAACCUCUGUUUUUGGCUUGCCAAUUGGACGCGGCAUUAUUUCGUCUGUAAAUUUAUUAAGUAGAAAGCAGAACACUCUGUUACUUUCGACGAGAUUUGGGGUGUGAAAACAUGAUCACAUAUCGUAGGCCCGAAGCGGGUUAGCUUCGGGGUUACAGAGUUGUUGAAUUUAUGACAGGCACCACUACGCACUCCCACGUGUAGAACACCCUUCCUUCGUUCUCUCGAGUUCGCAGUGUUAUGUUCGCUUGCGUGUAGGUUGCCACAGAUGAGUUGGAAAUAUGCACGCACAACAUGAACAAAUAAAGAAAAAAAUGCUGCUUAAAGGAUUGAAUCUACUGGCCACGACAAGAUUGGACUGUAGCGUUGAGACCACUAACCUAGCGUGGGCUUCAAAGUUUGAUCAGACGCACUGCGCAAUGAUGCGUGUUCGAAAGAUUUUUCGUAAUAUGGCUACACAAGGCGUUGUGACAGGGUAUACCUUUGUUUUUGAGGGCAUGUAAACAUGGUUGUAUAAAGUGUUUCUAAUAAA
Molecule: messenger RNA, 2358 nt
Organism: Rhipicephalus microplus (southern cattle tick)
Lineage: Eukaryota; Metazoa; Arthropoda; Arachnida; Ixodida; Ixodidae
Source: RefSeq, a predicted model, not a curated record